Lactuca saligna is the source of this 747-nucleotide messenger RNA. The record is from the annotation of a GenBank genome assembly. Lineage: Eukaryota; Viridiplantae; Streptophyta; Magnoliopsida; Asterales; Asteraceae.
AUGUCGGAAUACAUUCCUUUCGAAAUCCAAGUGGAUAUCAUCAAAAGACUUCCUUCGAAGUCACUGGUUCGAUUCAGAUCCGUUUCAAAAUCAUGGAAGUCUUUGAUCGAUAGCUCUGAGUUUAUUGCUGGUUACAGUGUCCGCCAAACUCAUCAACAGCGUCUACUUGUAUGGUACAAAGAUGCAGCAGACAGCAAGAAAAAAUAUGUUUCGUUUGUGGAUGACGAAACUUUUAGCCAACAAGAUCUCGCUCCAGCUGUUCCUGUGCUCUCUAAAUUUUUAGUCGAUUUAGAAAUGGUGGGUAGCUCUCAGGGAUUGUUGUGUUUGCGCGGUUAUUAUGAAGAUCCAGGUCAUCCUCGUUAUAAAUUUCCAACAGAAAUGGCUGUUCUUUUCAAUCCUUGUAUUAGGAAAUCAGUUUGUAUAACUAUGCCAAGUGAUUUGCUUUCGUUAGGAACUGUUCUUGGUUUUGGGGUUUGUCCUACCACUAAUGAACCUACGAUUGUGAAGAUUACAGAUGUUUGUAAUGAUUUUGGAACGGAAGUUAGGAUCAUUCUCUUCCGAAUUUUGGGAUUUACAAAGAAUGGUAAACUUAUAAUGGAAACACAAGAUGAUUAUUACAUAGAGGGAGCUAAUCUUGCUUUCUAUGAACCCAACUUAGAGCACAUCAAUGAUAUUGGGAUUAAUGGAAAAGAUGGUUCAUUAUUCGUUAGCUCUUACAAGGAAACACUACUUCUGCUUGAUAAUUAA